Molecule: messenger RNA, 746 nt
Organism: Cinara cedri
Lineage: Eukaryota; Metazoa; Arthropoda; Insecta; Hemiptera; Aphididae
Source: the annotation of a GenBank genome assembly
AUGAAACAACAUAGAAAGUUACUAUACAAACAUGUAUUUCCAUCAAUUGUUGGUCGAAUAAAAUUUGUAAGUUUACAAUAACUAUUAUAUUCAUUUUUUUUUUAUACAGUUAACCUAUCUAUAAUAAUAUUUUUCUUAGGCAAAACAACAGUUUACUGAAAGUACUAAAACUGUACCAGUACCUCAAAUAAUUGAAAAAAAUAAUAUUUUAGAUUUUGAUAAAACUCUUAUUAAGGUAAAUAAUUAUUUUAAUAUUCAUUUACGUACAUUGUUAAUUAUUGUAAUAAUAAUAUGAUUGUUCUUAUUAUUUAAUUAAUUAUACCUUCCACUUUAAAAUUGUUGUUUUUAUCUAGGUAUCUUCAACAAGUGAUGUAGAAUUAAAUGUGUUCCCUUUGGAUGUACCAUCUAUUUCAUCAAAAGUUAGCAGUCAUUAAAAUUUAAAAUUAAAUAUCCUGUGUAGACAUUUUGGUUUAAUUAAAGAAAUGUAUAUAUAUAUAUUUCCCUACUAUGUAUUUUAUUAUAUUAUAAUAUAUUUUAGUUUUUUAGUGGCCUAUACAAAAUGUAGAAAUCGUUGAGGUGUUUUCAAUGUUAAAUAUAUAUAAUGUUCCUAACUUAAGGUACAAUCUAUUAAUCAAAAUUUACCAGAAACUGAUGAAAUCAAAUUUGAUCACAUUCAGUGGAAGGUAUCUAUGGAAGAAGAAAUGAUGGCUCAUAAUGAGAACAAGACAUGGACAUUAGUUAGAUAA